Molecule: messenger RNA, 1033 nt
Organism: Populus nigra (black poplar)
Lineage: Eukaryota; Viridiplantae; Streptophyta; Magnoliopsida; Malpighiales; Salicaceae
Product: protein SLOW GREEN 1, chloroplastic-like
Exons: 1
Coding region: 286-765 (159 amino acids)
Molecular function (GO): protein binding
Source: RefSeq, a predicted model, not a curated record
UAUUUGAUGCGGUGAUUGGUGGAAUAGAACUUCCUUCCUCCUGUCUCCUCUCAACUAUCAAGCACCUUCCCGCCCUCUCACCUACCGCCACUCACCACCUAACUAAAAGGCUAAGAAAACCAAUCAACGCCAUUACAAGCAUUCCUUGAAUCUAAUGCUGAAGCGAUCGAGUCUCUGAAAUGACUUUUACAACAAAAACUUGAAAAUGGCCAAGACGAAGAGGCUUUAAAGAUUAUAAAGCUUUUAGUGUCUGCGCAACCGGAGGUAACUGAAUGGAAGUUUUUAAUGGCAAGAUUGCUGAACGAAACGGGUCGUGCACAAGAUGCUCGCAAUGUGUUUGAAGAAAUUCUUGUCGCAAAUCCUUUGUCUUUUGAGGCUUUGUUCGAGAAUGCACUACUAAUGGACCGCUGUGGAGAAGGAGAGGCGGUUAUUAGAAGGUUACAAGCGGCUUUAGAUAUUGCAGAAGAGGAGAAUAACGUGAAAGAAGCGAGGGACGUGAGGCUGAUUAUGGCACAGAUACAGUUCCUGCAAAAGAAUGUGGAGGAGGCGCUGAAGAGUUAUCAACAGUUGUCAAAAGAGGAUCCUAAAGAUUUCAGGCCUUAUUUUUGUAGAGGGAUGAUAUAUAGUUUACUUGAUAGAAAUGAGGAGGCAAAAGAGCAGUUUGCCAAGUAUCGUGAGCUUUCGCCAAAGAAGUUUGAGGUGGAGGGGUAUUUGAGGACCUCAUUAUCAAGGAUGAAGCUUUUUGGGUCAAAUGAGAAGAACUGAGUCUUGGCUUUUGAAGUUUUGAGGUAAUAAUGAUUUGGAGAAUGACAUUGGAUUUUUGGGAAAUAAUCCUCCAUAUCAUUUAGUUUAGGAUUGAUCUGGAAACGUGGCUGAAGUUUCACCAAGGAUUAUUAAAAGGAACAAAGAAAAAAGAACUGAGUUUUAUAGAGCUGUAACACUUGCAUUGUUACCACAGCAAUGGUUUUGAUCAUUCCUUUUGAGGAUUGUCUCCAUGUUAAUGCUAAAACUAUUGGCUUCACUUGCAAAACAA